AUGGACCGUUGUGUUAAUUGUGGCUUAGCGACUGGUCGCUGUAAUACAAUAGGCAAACGAGUUUUACUUGACCAAGCAACUCUAUCUGUGAUCCGUGAAUGGUGUGCACCUGAACCUGUAAACAACAACGACUAUGCAUGUCAGGCCUGCUGGGACUUAGCUCAAGGGGUGGUCUUAGGUAGACGAUCUAUAGAUGAACCGAGACCAGUAGGUCACUCCACUGUUUGUCUCCGCUGUGGACGUUCGUUGUCAUCACAACGUGUUACUCACCAACUUCAAACUAAUUCACCUCGUGAAUUGAGAAUUUUUAAUGUUAUUCGAGAAUGGAUUAUGCCACAAACUGUAAGUUAA
Messenger RNA from Parnassius apollo (apollo), 351 nucleotides. Lineage: Eukaryota; Metazoa; Arthropoda; Insecta; Lepidoptera; Papilionidae. The record is from the annotation of a GenBank genome assembly.